Linum trigynum is the source of this 1350-nucleotide messenger RNA. Lineage: Eukaryota; Viridiplantae; Streptophyta; Magnoliopsida; Malpighiales; Linaceae. The record is from the annotation of a GenBank genome assembly.
AUGCGCAUUGCGCAACCCUGCUGCCGCUCCUUUAAAUACGUCGCUGUCACUCUCCUCCUCCCCCACUCAUCAUCGUCUCCGAGCCUUCCCCAUUUCAACCGUCUUCUCUGCUCCCUGCGUUCUUAUCCAGCAAAAACCCUAAUUCGUUCUAAAGCGAGCUUCAGCCGAGGAUCUUCGAUGGCGGAAUCGGACAACGUUCCUGAUGCUGGUGCGGCUGCGGCGGCGGCCGUGGAGGUGGAAGCGGGAGCCGUGGUGGUGACGUACGAGGAGCCGGACGAGGAGAAGUUCGGGUUCAGCCGUCCGGAGAUGUACAAGGAGAAGCUCGCCGGGACCGUCGAUGCUUACGACCGUCACGUGUUCCUCUGCUACAAGAACCGCGAGUCGUGGAUGCCUCAGGUCGAGAAGACCGAAUUCGAUACCGUGCCGAAGCUGAUGGCCGCUGCUAUCCGAGCUCGCAAGAGCGAAAUCACAGUCAAGACCAAGGUUACCACGUGCGAGACACGUGUGGAGGCGGGGUUCGAGGAAGGAGAUGUGCUCAUAUUCCCUGAUAUGGUCAAAUACAAGGGUUUGAAGGAAUCGGAUGUUGAUGGUUUCGUUGACGAUGUGCUUGUGAAUGGGAAACCAUGGGCUUCUGGGCUGGCAGAGUCGUUGGCUGGGUCUCAUAUCUUUGUGUGUGCUCAUGGGAGUCGUGAUAAGAGAUGUGGUGUUUGUGGCCCUGUUCUGAUUGACAAGCUCAAUGAGGAUAUUGAGGCUAGAGGGUUGAACGAUCAAGUGUUUGUCAGUGGUUGCUCACACAUUGGGGGCCAUAAGUAUGCAGGCAACGUGAUUGUAUACGGAUCAGAUUCUGAGGGCAAAGUCACUGGACACUGGUAUGGCUAUGUUACUCCUGAGGAUGUGCCUGAGAUUCUUGAUCAGGAUAUUGGAAAGGGGGAGGUGAUAGAACGUCUAUUCAGGGGCCAACUUGGUGCUCCAGUUGAACUCGAGAAUGCAGUAGCAAAUGAGAAGGUGGUUCCUAAUGGAGAAGCAGCUCAUGAAGCCAAGAAGCCCAGCACCAAUGGAGAAGCAGCAACUGAAGUUAUGACCAGCACUCAGGUGGUGAACAAGGACACUGCACCGAUCAGUUGUUGCCAAGGUGUCAACGGUAUCUCCUGCUGCCGAGAAGUGAACACCGAACCAAGCGAGGAAACCAAGAAGGAAACCACUGAGAAGAAGAAUUGCAGUGUUGGGAGUAAGGUGACAGACUGGAUCCAAUCACUUGAUCAGAGCGACAUCCUUGCAGGUGCUGCCGUGGUGGGAGCAGUAGCAACCAUAGCAGUGGCCUACAGCAUCUACAGAAGGUCAGGCAAAUAA